AUGAUGGCCCAAAUAUUAGGUAUCCAAUUCAAGUUGAUAUCCGCAAACUCAAAGCAAUCGCUGGGGGGACUUGUCAUAAGGCUUAUCAGGCUUGGAAACUCAAGUACGAAUCCAAGUCCGAGACUGAGUCUGAGACUGAAACUGAGACCGAGACUGAACCGACAGAGGGUGAGACAGCCAAAAUACCGGAUAAGAAAUCAAAGAAGAAGCCGUCAUUCAUAUUGA
This is a messenger RNA of Phytophthora nicotianae INRA-310, 225 nucleotides long. RefSeq lists its product as hypothetical. Bases 1 to 225 code for a protein of 74 amino acids. The transcript has a single exon. Lineage: Eukaryota; Oomycota; Peronosporomycetes; Peronosporales; Peronosporaceae. The record is from RefSeq and is a predicted model, not a curated record.